AUCACCAAUAGAAAGAGCUCCCCGAAGGUCGGUUCACCGGUUGUAAAGAGGCGGGUCGUUCUGAGAAAAACAUAUCCAGACAGACUCAUCUGCCAUUCACUGGCUGAAACGUGCGGAGUACUUUUGUUCAGCUUGUUAGGGCGGUAUCUGAGGGACAUCUACACCUGCUACCGGACUCUACAAGCGGAUCCUCUCAGUGUAGUCUUGUUUUUCAUCCAGAAUGGAGGGAUCAGAUACUAAGACUGAGAAAUACGUCCUCCAGCUUAUAGCUAGGGCUUUACGGACAACACAGGUCGGCAUGGGCCGACUCCGUGGUCAGGACCUCGCCCCGAACAUCGGGAACGGCAUCGGCAGGCUCGGGCUGAAGUCCGCCGUCCUCACGGCGCUGGCCGGGGGAGUCAACGUCCUCUCGGACGUCCUGGUCGACACAGAAGCCUCAAAGGACGAGAGGAAAGACCAAAGCCAGUUUGCCGACAUUCUAAUCCUACCCAGAGGGGACUCUGGGAGAUGGAGCGAUUCUCAUUCCCCUCCCCGCCGUAGAAGCAGCGACAUCGUGUCAACAAUACAGGAACACAUGGUGGCCUGUACGGAGUCUGACGAGGCCGACGGUACUGAGGAAUGGAUAUCUGCACAGUCUGACGAGCUGUCAAAUCGGCGCCACAACAAAAUCAUACCUGACCUCCCACAACAGACGCCUAUAGAGAUAGAAGCACCGUGGGUCGUCCUCAUCAACCUGGUCUACAUCUCGGCGAGCUUCGCGAGAGUUGGCGUCCCGGUUCGCCCCGCCUAUUGGAAUCCGAUGACUGGGAAACGUUUUGGGCUGCCAAAUUACAGCGACAAGGCGUACCUCCAGGAAAAUGCCAACCGCCUGGUCGCGCUCUCUAUGGAGGGUUUAUUGAACGUGAAAUUCCACGAUUUGACUCGGGGAAUCAUCACAAUUAUGGAUAAGCGGCAGGAUGUGCUAAAGUCUGCCACUACGCAGGCGCAUAAGCUGAAGGUGCGGAAGGAUACGCCUGUUUACGCCUUCGCCGUCGUCGCUAUCGGACCUCGAGUUGCGCAAGCGCUCUGGACCAAACUGGUCAUUCAUCCAUCAGCUUCGUAAAACGCAGAUUAAUUCAGCACUAAUUAUUAAUUAAUUCAUUCAUUUCUAUAUUUCAGUGCUAUUUUGCAUUUUGUAAUUACUUCCCGUCGUAGGUUAUGUUUGUUCCAAGUUUGUUCUGAGUCUUGGAGUCCGUAAGGGUGAGGGCACAACCCGCUGAACGUGCAAUUUGUCCGUACGUUUUUUGGGAGGCCACGUCCGCCACGUAUUUCUGAAAACGUGGGAAACGACUGGCAAGAGCAGGGAGGGAGUACGUCAACGCAUGGCACAUAAAGUUGUGCCUACACGCAAAGCUCUACGGCGUGUCUGCGUGCUCCAAUAUCCGUCGGAUUCCCUACGACUUCGUACAGAGGCGGUACGGAUCCCAAAAGAUUGCCCACGUAUUUGCACGUACGGCGGGUUGUGCCCUUAGCUUCAGCAUUAUAACUGAAACAUGUCUCUGCGUUUGGAUCAAUAUUUUUCUUGUGGUUUGUUAGUAAUGACAUCUCCAGUGGUUCUGAAUUUGAGCCAGCUAGUGGCUUGUUAUGGUACUAGUAUGAAACAUGCGGUUAUAGCAGUUUUCUUAUCUGUUAGAAAUUUGAAUUGGUAGAUGACCUUGGAUUGACAAAAUAGCGUCAGAGGUUGUUUACUCCUAGUAGCAUGAAUAGCAGCUCAGAAGUGGUUUUGUAUGAGAGGUCGAGUCGGUAUGACUGCCAUUUGUAUUGACAGAUUGUCAUGAUGCUUGGUUUUCAGGCAUUUUAGAUAAAGGUACGGGUCAGAAUAUUUUUAUAAUGUCUACUGAAAACGUCUAUCUAUAGAAUGUAUUUGUAUUCACGUGACUAAGCUGUAAGAAGUGUUUACCAUGUUUAACAAUCAAAUCCCGGAGGUGUCAAAUUUGACUUCUAUAUUUAACUCACUCACUUUUUGAUUUGCACGACUUGGAAUAAAUAUUUGUAUUACAUCAAAGUUGUCAAUAUGACAAGUAGUAUAAUUAUGUACAUAUGGAAUUAUCUGCAAACAGAUAUAAGGGCCUGACUUACUCAUGUUCACAAUCAGAAUAGAUGACGAGUUUUGGAUUUCUUGUGUAAGUAACUCACUGGGUAAAGACUUAUUUGCGCACAUCCACGUGUUUGGGACCGCAUCUGUAAGUAGCGACAUCUAGCGAUGCAGUGCAAGGAGAACCAUGCAGGCACAAGUUUCCUGAGGAAGGUGAUUGACAAUCACAAAUACGUCCGUUAGAUAAAACUCUUAUCUUGUUUGUGUACAAAGAGCUUCGUAAAUUGUAUGAAGAAUAUUCAUAACAUUUAUGUAAUAGUAAACCGAUGUGAGUGCCGAGGUUCUGUGUAUAGAACCAGGCCCGUCCACCGUGGGGUUUCUAGUCUC
Messenger RNA from Branchiostoma floridae (Florida lancelet), 2461 nucleotides. RefSeq lists its product as uncharacterized. NCBI's taxonomy places the organism in Eukaryota, Metazoa, Chordata, Leptocardii, Amphioxiformes, Branchiostomatidae. The record is from RefSeq and is a predicted model, not a curated record. Bases 221 to 1102 code for a protein of 293 amino acids. The transcript is spliced from 4 exons.